Messenger RNA from Nezara viridula (southern green stink bug), 2210 nucleotides. The record is from the annotation of a GenBank genome assembly. NCBI's taxonomy places the organism in Eukaryota, Metazoa, Arthropoda, Insecta, Hemiptera, Pentatomidae.
UGAAACUUAAGCUUUAAGUAAGAUGAAAGGAGAUACUCUGGAAAUACAUGUACAAAGUGGAAUUUGAACUGUUAUGUUAUAAGUGUUAACUAUGUAAAUGAUACAAAAUUGUUUUUACUAUGAAGUACCUCAGAUUAUUGAAGAAGAACUUGGAAAUUGGAUGGUUUAGAGAAAAUAAUUAUUGUAAUACAAACAAGUCGACUUUUAAACGUAUAUUGAUCCUCAAUAAAAGAACUAGGUAUGAGCUAGAGAAAGCAUUAUGGCCUGACAUCACAGAGCAUCAACUUGAAGAAAUUAUUAGAAAAAGAGGUUCAGAUGUGGACCGAAUCGUUAAGCGCCACAAUCAGCAUAAUGAUUUUUAUGAGAAGAUUGCAAGCUGUUUUAGAAACCAUGGUGUCGAAGUAGAAACAGUUAAUAGAGCGUCUUAUAGCGAAAAGGAAGUUGAAUGGGCUGAUUUGAUUGUAAUAGCAGGCGGAGACGGAACGUUCCUCCUAGGAGCUAGUCUAAUUCGUGAUAGAAAUAAACCGAUUGUUGGUUUCAACACAAAUCCAGGCUGCUCUGAAGGAUAUCUCUGCCUUCCAAAAAAAUAUUCUUUUGAUGUCGAUACAGCAGUUAAAAAAAUUUUAAAGAAUGACUUUCAUUGGUUGUUAAGGAAUAGAAUUGAAGUUAAAGUGCUUGGACCCAAUGCUUUAGAUGAAGUUUUUAUAAUAGAUUCUACGAAGAAAUCAUGCAUUCCAGAAUACAAAAAAUCAAAAACUAUUGGCCUAAAAAAUGAUUCGGAUGUAUCUUCUAGAGUUUUGCCAUCUCUUGCACUUAAUGAGAUUUUUAUGGGUGAAAAUGUCUCUUCUCAAACUUCAAGUUUGCUAAUUCAUCCAGAAGGAUACGCUAAAACAAUUGUCAAGUGCUCAGGACUUUGUGUCUCGACUGGUACAGGUUCUACCAGUUGGCACAUGUCCAUCAACAGGCUUACUGAAGAAAAGGUUAGGAUGGUAAUGAAACUAUCCGGUCAUCCAGUAAAUGAUAAAGAUGAAAUAUCGAGCAUCACUCAAAAAUACAACUCAUCUCUUAGAUUUUCUCCAGAUGAUAGACGCCUUUACUGGAGCUUGAGGGAGCCUAUUUAUAGUUCCGUGUUCCCAGAUCCACCCGGUUUCCCAGCGGGUGGCUUUUCCGAUUGUGUUUCAGUUGGUUCUCGCUGCUUUUCGGGAUGUUUGGUUGUUGAUGGUACGCAUUGGUAUCCAUUUCAUGAUGGAACUGUGGCUCAACUGUAUUCGAGCCCUGAUAGAUGUCUUAGAACAAUAUUUUUCGAUUGAUCAAAGAGUAUUACCACCUAUCUUUAUUUAAUAUCUGUUGCGUAAUAGUAUUUAAUGCUACGCAAUUACAUUUGUUCUCUACUUUAUACGAAUAAUUGUAAGACACAUUCUUUUUAUCGUAGCAUUCAAAUUUUAAUAUAAUUAAUUAUCUGUUAUGUCAACUCAGUUUACUAAUGGAGUUCUUAAGAACAGAAUUGAGGAAAUCAAACAAACGUAUGAGACUGAAUGGAUUGAAGCCAUGAUAAAUGCCUUAGAAAGAGUAUUACAUCACCUAUUCAUUUAACAUAAAUUAGAGGAAAAAGUAUACAAUGUCACUUGAUGUAGUUUAGUCUAGACUAUAUAAGAAUAUUUUAAUUAUAACAAAUUAUUUUAUCAUAGAUUUUUAAUUUUUAUUGUGAAUAUUUAUUAUUUUAAAAAAUAAAUAUGUAACUAGACUGAAAAUGAUGAAUUAUUAAGAUUUUUAUUUAGUUAUCUGAAAUUGAAAAGCCUGUUUUUUUUUUAUAUAUUAUGAUCAUUGAUAUUUGUUAGUUAUACCCUAUAAUUUCAACAUUUCUCUUUAUAAAUAUACAACUUUAAGAGAAGUAUAUUAAAUUAUAAUCAUCACUGUUUUAAUUUAAUAUGUCUGUAAUUAAAGGCUGAUAAAGUGGGCGUAAGAUUAUUUGUGCCAAUAGAACAAAAAGAAAUCUCUUUUGGAGAUAAUGGCGCUUGUUCAAUUUUGUACAGGCUUGCAAUUAAUUGUAACUAUUUUUUUUCUGAUUUACUGACUGAGCUAUUUUCCUAACUAUUUAUUUACAUGUAAAAUUUUAUUGUUGUAACUUAAAUUCACAAUUUAAAUGUUACUUUUUACUUGUUAUACGAGGUUUAUUAUAUUAUAAUGGUUGUGAUUUUAUUUAAUGUAUA